ACCCAAAACAUUUGUAUCAAUCAGGUACAAUGCAAAUGAUCAACAGUGUUGAAUGUUCAAAAUCUAACAGAUUCUAAAUGUCAUUCAUGUGUUGAAUAUAACUCAUUUUUUAUUAUCUUUAAUAUAAUUCAUUUUUUAUUAUCUUCAUUUUCCAUUCUUGUUCUGCAUGACUUUUAUGAUGUGUUACCUCAAUAUUGUGCCAAUGGAUUAAGAGCAUCUGAUCAUUUUGCAUGACUCCAAAUCAUUUGGAGGAAGGUCUUCAGGAAAUGUUUGAAGACAUGAAACGAAGACUUCAAGGAAAUCCUGAGGUGUUUGAGGGCCCUGUAAAGAAAAUGUUGAAAAGCUAUUCAAAGUUGAAAGGGAAUAACAGUUUAACCUCAGCCAUGAGUAUGUUUGGUCGGUAUAAUGGUAUCAACUUUGCAAAGCGUACAUGUACAUCAUCAAAGACCAAGGCUACUGAUCAGUCACCUCUCACCUCUGGGCCCAGCAUUGGUGUUCAACCGUUGUCAAUCGCCAGGAGAAAAGUGAAGCUUGGGGGUAGGAGAAGCUUAACAAGGGGCCGGCCAACCAAGCAAGCUGCGACUCAGGAACAUGGUUAUGCCAAAGGAUCCCACUCUCAAUCAGGGAUUCCAAAGAGGGCAAGAGUAGCUGCACCACAUUCACUGAGCCAUGCCACUACAAUGUGCCAGUCUCUUGGAAAGACUCACAGUUCUAAGUGAAUCUUAACAGUGCAUAUAUGCCCAGGGGGAUCAAGAAUAGUUUGAUUCCUUAACUAUAAAAUCUGGGGUCUUCAUUCAAAAGUUUUUUCUCUAAAUACUGGUCAUAAAUCGCGACGACCAGGUAUGCAGCUCUGAUGUUUCGCGUGUUAGAAAAAAAAACGUGGUUUCAUGUAAAAAAUCAGUGCAACUUGUGUUGUCUCACCUGCAUAGCAGCCACCGCUCUUCGGCGGUGACUAUCAAAUCUUAACCAUAGGUUAAGUUUUGAAAUGACUGCAUAACUUAAAAAGCAUAUAGACCUAGUUCAUGAAACUUGGCCAUAAGGUCAAUCAGGUAUUACUGAACAUCCUGCCUGAGUUUUGAGUCACAUGACCAAGGUCAGAGGUCAUUUAGGGCCAAUUAACUUAGACCAUGUUGGGGGAAUCAGCAUCAAAACCUUAACCUAAGGUUAAGUUUUUGAAAUGUCAUCAUAAUUUAGAAAAUAUAGGGACCUAGCUUGUGAAACUUGAUCAUAAGGUUGAUCAAGUAUUACUGAACAUCCUGCUUGAAUUUUACGUCACAUGACCAAGGUCAGAGGUCAUUUAGGGUCAAUGAACUUUGGCCAAAUUGGAGGUAUCUGUUGAAUUACCAUCAUAACUUCGAAAGAUUAUCAAUCAGAUUCAUGAAACUUGGAAAUACAAGUUAUCAUGUAUCACUGAACAUCUCAUGCGAGUUUCAGGUAACAUGACCUAAGUCAAAGCUCAUUUAAGGUCAUUGAACUUUGGCCAUUUUGAAGGUACAUGUAAUUAUUAGAUUGCUGUCAUAACUUUCAAAGUUUAUAGAUAUAAAAUAUAAAGAUAUAAAAUGUGGAUAUAGGGGUAAUCAAGUAUCACUGACAAGUUUUAGAUCACAUGAUCAAGGUCAAAUGUCAAUGAACGUAGUAUUGUAUAAUAUGAAUGUUUUUUUUUGUGAAUAUUUAUUUUAAAGUAGUUUUCAAAGUCAGCACUGCUGCUAUAUUGAAUAGCGUGAUGCAGGUGAGACAGCCAGAGGCAUUCCACUUGUUUUUUUUUUUUUGGGGGGGGGGGGAGCACCCCGAGUGCCCAACCGUCAGUAUGUCACUGUCCAAAGGCACCAUAACCUUUGUAGCACACAAUGAAAGGAUUUGAAAAAAAGAAACACUCUCUCCCAUACUUUGGUAAAAAAAAUUGUUCUUACCUAAAGAAGGAACAUUAAAAACUAAAAAAGGACAUAUAAAAAGGAACAACAGAACUAUUCAAGCAAAUAAUUAGACUUGGAAAUUAAUUUUGACUGUAUAAUUCGAAAAUUAUGGCAAAAAUAAUGAAAAAGAUGAGAGGAAAUCUGCUGAUUAGCAAGAAGUCCAACCAUCAUAUUUAUCAUUUCAUGCCAUUUUGGCGCAAGCCUCAUUUUUAGCUCCAGAAAAAAAACAUUCCAAAAACAUUACGCUCAAGCAUGAACAAAACUAAAUCAUUUUAAUGGCAAUUGAAGUAUAAGACUUCAGAGCACCUAUUGACACCAAAAUAUAGAGAUCAUAAUUUGAAACAAAAAUUUUAUAGACUUUUCAAAUCUGUCCCGUUUUUUUUUAUACGCACUGUAGGGGUAAUCAAGUAUCACUGACAAGUCUUAGGUUGCAUGAUUAAGGUCAAAUGUCAUUAAUUGUCAAUGAACAUAGUAUUGUAUCAUUUUAUGAAUUGUGUUUUUUGUGAAUAAUUUUGGUAUAGUCUUUUUCAAAGUGAUUAAAAAAACCCAAAGGGAAUAGGGUUACGUUCUUAUUUGUAUGAAGUUGAACAUAUAUCCAAAACCAUCUAAAGUCAUCCUGUUACCACAUUAUUGUCUAAAGGUUAUUGUUGAUAUUACGUAAAAGGGUUCCGAAAACUAUUUGAGUUUGUAACAGAGCUGAUAUCAGAUAUCUUUCUGAAUGCAUUUCAAAUAAAGAGGAAACGACGUUUUUUAA
Molecule: messenger RNA, 2667 nt
Organism: Lytechinus pictus (painted urchin)
Lineage: Eukaryota; Metazoa; Echinodermata; Echinoidea; Temnopleuroida; Toxopneustidae
Exons: 2
Coding region: 231-719 (162 amino acids)
Source: RefSeq, a predicted model, not a curated record